UUCAUCUUAACGCUUAUAUUUCAUGAUUUGACGAAUGAAAUUGGAUUUAGUUUUAGUGUUAAUUAAAUUUUCAUCAAGGUAAAAAUAUUUCAGUUAUUAAAGAAACAAACUCUUGGUCACACGUUUAAAGGUAACCGAUGUUUAAAGAUGGAAUCGCAUUCAACAAUUACAAGCAACUCACAGCCCAAUGAAAGCUUUUCACUAAAAGAAGAUGCUGGUCUUGAAAAAAUGGUUUUUAGUUCCCGGAAAUCUUCAACUCAACGAUUUUUAGAAAAAGCUUUGAAUGAAUCUUCUUCAUCAAUAUCGACAAAUAAUAGAGAAUUUUAUGAGGAGAAACAACGCCAAUUCAACGCCAAUCAAAGUUGUCUAUCAAAAAUGACUGCGUCAAACGAACCAUUUAAAACGCGAAGGCAUUCUUCGCCCAAAGAAAAUAUUAGCUCGCAACAGUUAUCUUCAUACGUCAACAAUCCAUUACCAGAAUCAACAAAUGAAAAUGAAGCUAUAACGGAAAACGUCACCAGUCCAACACCUAAACGAAGAACAUCACUUUAUGAGCUAAAACAAGUUGCAGCACCCGUUUUAUUGAAAGGUCGUCGAAUAUCCUUACGAACACAAAGUUUGCUUGAACAAUAUGAAAAAGACAUGUCUUCCGAAAAAACUGAUUCAGCCAAAAUAGAAAUCAACGAAGAAUUGAAUCAACUAAAAAACGGAAGGAGAUCUUUAGGAGAUGUCAGAUACUAUUAAUUUUGUUAUGCUACAAAAAAAUUCGUCGAAUUACUUCGACUAAAGACAAUUUAUCAAAGAAGUAUUUUUGGAUAUUUAAUUAUUGUGUUAAUAUAGAAACUGUAUUUAAAUAACGGCUUGUAAUAAUUGUUCAUAAAAAUAAUAUUUUAUUUGUUUUAUUGUA
Molecule: messenger RNA, 907 nt
Organism: Hydra vulgaris (swiftwater hydra)
Lineage: Eukaryota; Metazoa; Cnidaria; Hydrozoa; Anthoathecata; Hydridae
Source: RefSeq, a predicted model, not a curated record